AUGACGGCCCGUCGAAGCAUGUCUGGCCAGAUUUUCAACCCUUCGCACCCAUUGUUCAUUCAUGUCGCCAUCAACAACACUGCCAGCUUUAAUAGACCAUGCUGGGCCAUUCUUCAAGUGUGUUACAAACCAGACGAACAAAUCACGUUUGACGCCGCUCAAGAAUGGGCUCUCAUCCCUACCUAUUCGGUAAUGCCGGCAAACCGUUGGAUCGGCCCCGAAAAUUUGCGGCUCCACCUCGGCGGCCUGUCUUCGCUCAACGAGCUUCGCACAGCCUUGCAUGCCUGA
Messenger RNA from Akanthomyces muscarius, 288 nucleotides. RefSeq lists its product as uncharacterized. The transcript has 3 exons. NCBI's taxonomy places the organism in Eukaryota, Fungi, Ascomycota, Sordariomycetes, Hypocreales, Cordycipitaceae. The record is from RefSeq and is a predicted model, not a curated record. Bases 1 to 288 code for a protein of 95 amino acids.